AUGAAGACUGCCUCCAUCCUGCUUGCCUUGGCUGCCACUCUCGCUUCGGCACUCGCUCAAUCCACAGGCUCAUCUUCAACAGCGUCUCCAACUUCAUCGCCCUCAUUUUCAUCGAGUCAGACCACUCAAUCCACAUCAUCAGUGACUAGUUCCUCUUCAAGUACAAAUCCAACUGCUUCCAGUUCUAGCAUUUCAUCGACAUCGACCGUAGCUAGCUCUUCUGCUACGUCGGCUGCACCAAUCACAGUGCAAACGGCCGGGUUAUUCACCUACAUUGGUUGUUACAGCGACACUGUCAGUUCGAGGGGAUUGACCGGUCUCUCUGAACCAGUCGUCGCAAGUCAAAACAGCGUGGAAGCCUGUGCAUCGGCCUGUUCCUCCUAUGCAUAUUUCGGAGUCGAAUGGUCUUCGGAAUGUUACUGCGGGAAUACCAUCAAUUCACCAUCGGCACUCGUCGCUGGAAGUACUCCAGCCACCACGGGCUGCAACUACAUCUGUGAGGCGAAUUCAGCCGAGUAUUGUGGUGGAUCCAACCGACUUGGCAUGUAUAACAACACAAACUUCGGAUCCUCGAGCUCCAGCUCUAGUUCUUCGACGGCUUCAAGUUCUGCCGCAUCGAUCUCUGGCACAGCGCUUAUAACUUCCUCGUCGCCGUCUUCCAGCAGCACCUCGGGAUCUUUCUCAAGCUCAUUAUCUUCUCAAAGCAGUAGCUAUAGUUCUGCCACAUCAAUUCCUAGUACAGGGCUCACGAGUGCCUCGUCAGCGUCUUCUAGUAGCAACCCAGGAUCUUCCUUAAGCUUAUCAUCUUCUCUAAGCAGCAGCUAUAGUUCUACCGCAUCGAUCUCUGGCACAGCGCUUAUAACUUCCUCGUCGCCGUCUUCCAGCAGCAACCCAGGAUCUUUCUCAAGCUCAUUAUCUUCUCUAAGCAGUAGCUAUAGUUCUACCGCAUCAAUUUCUAGCACGGGGCUUACGACUUCCUUGUCAUCAUUUUCCAGCAGCGUCCCAGGAUCUUCCUCAAGCAGUAGCCUUUCUUCAUCAACAACGUCUAGCACCUCGCACACAAUUUACUCAUUCUCCUCUACAUCUCAGGGUAGCGUUUCCGGCUCCUCGUCACCGAGUUCCAGCAGUAUCCCAGGAUCUUCCUCAAGCAGCAGCCUUUCUUCAUCAACAACGUCUAGCACCUCGCACACAAUUUACUCAUUCUCCUCUACAUCUCAGGGUAGCGUUUCCGGCUCCUCGUCACCGAGUUCCAGCAGCGUCCCAGGAUCUUCCUCAAGCAGUAGCCUUUCUUCAUCAACAACGUCUAGCACCUCGCCAAACACAAUUUACUUAUCCUCCUCUACAUCUCAGGGUAGCGUUUCCGGCUCCUCGUCACCGAGUUCCAGCAGCGUCCCAGGAUCUUCCUCAAGCAGUAGCCUUUCUUCAUCAACAACGUCUAGCACCUCGCCAAACACAAUUUACUCAUCCUCCUCUACAUCUCAGGGUAGCGUUUCCGGCUCCUCGUCACCGAGUUCUAGUGUGCUAAAAACCAGUUCGUCGUCUACUUCGUCCAGCGGCGGCCUUACUUCUUCCCUACCAAGCUCCAGCGCGCCAGCAAUCAGCUCCUCAUCUACUUCUAGCAGCGCGAGCGUUAAAUCCCUACCAAGUUCCAGCGCGUCAGCAAUCAGCUCCUCGUCUACUUCCAACAGCGCCAGCGUUAAUUCCUUAUCAUCAAGUUCCAGCAAGCCAGUAAUCAGCUCCUCAUCUACUUCUAGCAGCGCGAGCGUUAAAUCCCUAUCAAGUUCCAGCAAGCCAGCAAUCAGCUCCUCGUCUACUUCUAGCAGCGCGAGCGUUAAAUCCCUACCAAGUUCCAGCGCGCCAGCAAUCAGCUCUUCGUCUACUUCUAGCAGCGCGAGCGUUAAUACUCUAUCAAGUUCCAGCCCGCCAGCAAUAAGCUCCUCAUCUACUUCUAGCAGCGCGAGCGUUAAAUCCCUACCAAGUUCCAGCGCGUCAGCAAUCAGCUCCUCGUCUACUUCCAACAGCGCCAGCGUUAGUCCUUUACCACUAAGUUCCAGCGCGUCAACAAUCAGCUCCUCGUCUUUUUCAACAGCGCCAGCCGCGCCAGCAAUCAGCUCCUCGUCUACUUCCAGCAGCGCCAGCGAUAAUUCCUUAUCACCAAGUUCCAGCGCGUCAGCAAUUAGCUCCUCAUCUACUUCCAGCAGCGCCAGGGUUAGUUCCUUACCACCAAGUUCCAGCAGUAGUGGAUCGGCAACGUCGCCGUCAAGUUCUAUCCCCAGCUCCGGCUCCACCUCGAGUAUACCUACCAGUUUUGCCGUCUCCUCGUCAAGUUCUAGUUCUACGGGGGUCCCUAGCUCCAGUACUACUGCGUCAAGUUCCAGCUCCAGCUCUAGUUCUUCAGCUCUUUCAGUCCAAGUGGACCAGAAUUUCGUCACUCAAUCCACCGCUCCGUCAUCAAUCACUACCUCAAGAACGUUAGCCAAAGAAGAAUCAACCAUCGAGUCGAGUACGACCGUGGUGUCCAGGCCGGUCGGUGUCGAAGUUGCCUCCAAAAACUCAAUCACUACAACGACCACUCCCUCCUCCACAAAGGCCACUACCACAAGCACCAAGCCCAAAACAACAUCCAAGCCCACCACCACGAGUGCUAAACCCAGCACCACAAGCACCAAGCCCAAAACAACAUCGAAGCCCACCACCACGAGUCCUAAACCCAGCACCACAAGCACCAAACCAAAAACAACACCGAAGCCUACCACCGCGAGUGCCAAACCCAGCACCAAAACUAGCAAAUCCAAAACGGCCACAAGCUCCAUAAGCGAUGCCUGCGCUAAGCUCGCAGCCCAACGCGCAUACUACACCGCCAAGAUUGCACAGCUGACAGCGCAAAAGAUCGGAGUCCCGCCCUACCUAGCCGGAUACGCUGCGGCGGCCUAUGACGCCGAAGUAGCGAUGGGAUGCCUUGUUGCCGCCACGACGACAGCUACGACGAGCAAGAAAGCCACGACCACGUCCACAACGAGCAAGAGUGCCAAUGCCAACGUCAAAGUCGCCUCCAAGAAGCCCAGCACAACCACCACCGCGCACACAUAG
Letharia columbiana is the source of this 3090-nucleotide messenger RNA. RefSeq lists its product as uncharacterized. Lineage: Eukaryota; Fungi; Ascomycota; Lecanoromycetes; Lecanorales; Parmeliaceae. The transcript has 3 exons. The record is from RefSeq and is a predicted model, not a curated record. The coding region runs from base 1 to 3090 and encodes 1029 amino acids.